UUUCAAUCCAUAGGGUUCUUAAUGGCCAGCCAUCAUGGCAAGUCCAACGCGCCAAUGUUAUUUUCCUAAUGGUAAUCCAUCGAGUGACGUUCCCUGCUCCUCCGAUGAAGCAACUGGAUGUUGCACCUCCGGGGAUAUAUGCAUGUCCAACGGACUUUGUUUGAACGUUGCCCAUCAACCUUACGUGGCGGGUCGAGGGAGCUGCACAGACAAAGAAUGGGGCGAUGGAUGCCCGCAGUAUUGCAAGGAUAUGAAUCGGGACGGAGGUUGCUCCAUAAUUAAUGUCACCUACGAGAACGGUAUAGCGACAUAUUGCUGCGGCACUCCUAUCACAAACGGGACCGAUGUCAUCUGUCCAGAAGGAAUGGAUAGCUUCCAGAUCCCAACGGGGCACGCGCUAACCGGUGUGGCACUCUUGAGCAAUGUUUCGUCAUCAUCAGCGACAACGGCACCCUCUUCCACAGAUACGGCGACGCGAUCUUGUCAUGACACUGCGAUUGGAGCUGGAGUGGGAGUUCCGCUGGGAGUCAUCGCGUUGAUGACACUGGCUUGGGCGAUCUUUGAACGAAGAGCAAGACGAGCAAUGCGGACACAAGUACCGCCAGCCACAGUAGUAUCAGACGACAAGGGCGGCCCCUAUGUGCGCAGUCGUAAUGGACCGCCUUCAGAGCUACCGCAUACGCGCGACGUAGCUGAACUCAUGGAUAGGAAUGAAUAAUGAAGAGUCAAUGGCCAAGUGAAUACCCUGACGGAAUUACGAUCGAAAUGCAGUUAUGAUAUCUGGUGUGAUGUACAGCGAUCGUUGACGAAAGACCGCAGGAGGUCGGGUCUUCAGAGCUCUGUUCAAAGACUCCGUCUCAUGGCGAAUAUUAUUGAUGACUAAGUCCUAUUAAACGCAGAGGAUAUGUGCACGGCUAAGUAUCCUAAUUUAUAGCUGAUACAUACAUACCAGACAGGAUCUUGAUCCUGCAUGUUGGAAACUAAUAGUUUAUGAACCCGUCGGACGGAUCAUUCUUAGAGACAUUCUUAGAGAAACAAGAAGAGAUGAUAAUGAG
This is a messenger RNA of Aspergillus novofumigatus IBT 16806, 1055 nucleotides long. RefSeq lists its product as uncharacterized. Lineage: Eukaryota; Fungi; Ascomycota; Eurotiomycetes; Eurotiales; Aspergillaceae. The record is from RefSeq and is a predicted model, not a curated record. Bases 35 to 718 code for a protein of 227 amino acids. The transcript is spliced from 2 exons.